This is a messenger RNA of Seminavis robusta, 732 nucleotides long. The record is from the annotation of a GenBank genome assembly. NCBI's taxonomy places the organism in Eukaryota, Bacillariophyta, Bacillariophyceae, Naviculales, Naviculaceae.
GACUGGCCGGUGUCAUCUAGCUAGUAGACCUACCGGUACUCACAAAAUCAAAGGAAAUGCAAGCACAACACAUGUUGCCUUCCUGCCCUUCAACAACAUCCACCUCACCUAACUCACAACGCCCACUCUAACCAAGUACUAAUACUCACAUUAAUCCCAUCUUUACUCACAUCGUCUGUGUAAGGCAAGGCGCCAUUGCUGUCCAUAUAUUGAAAAAUGCCCGAACAAGAAUUUACCGUUCCAUUCCUUGCGGAUGUUUCUUCCUUCUAUGGGUACAUCUCCUCUCCUCCGGAUCCACAGACUCCUUCUGCCAAAGAUGUUAUUCUAGGGCGUGGGGGAAAGAAGCACGAACACAGUGGCAAUGUUCGGCUUCAUGAGAUGGCCCUGGAAAUGAUAUCUCAGUACAUGACAGCCAGAAAGCACGAAAAGAGGCAACUCACAGAGCAAUUGGUCCGUCAGGUGCAUCAGUAUGGAGGCCGCUUUAUGGCGCAAGCAGUUGAUAAUGGUCCGUGGGAAGUGGAAAAUUUUGAAAAAGCAAAGGCCAAGGCACGCGAUUGCCUCCACGGCAUCAUCAUGUCCAGGACCCCCAAGAAACUGAUGAGGGAGCGUCUUUGCAAUCCAAUUGUCGAUUUGGAAGAUGCCGCUGAUGGCAGUUGGACCCAUGUGGAUGAGGGCAUGGGCGGUGAUACUGACAUGGAAUUCCCCGAUUUUGAAGAAAUUUUGGAGCUGUAG